AUGGAAAGCUCACAGGACGAGCAUGUGACAUCACCGAACGCCAGUUAUCAGCGGGACAUACGGUACAUCUUCAAGCCCGGUAGCUGGAUCCUCGGUCCAAUCGGCAUCUGGCCUAUUGCGAUUCGCGGAAUCGGGCAAUAUACAUCCAAGAUCGCGAUCGUCGUGUGUAAUUUUGCUUUAGCCUUCGCGAUAGUGCCCUGCAUUCUGCAUAUGAUCUACGAUCAAAAGGACCUCAACAUAAGACUGAAGCUCUUCGGGCUACUAGGCUUCUGCACUACCGCGAUGAUGAAGUAUUGCGUUCUCGCGAUACGUCGACCCAAAAUAUUACGCUGCAUCGAGCAUGUGAAGAGUGACUGGUGGCAGGCGAAAUUCAGCUCUGAUCGUGAAUUGAUGCUGAAGUACGCCACCACCGGUCGUAGACUAUCCAUGAUCAGCGCGACUUCCAUGUACAUUGCCGGCUUCAUUUAUCACACAAUUCUGCCGUUUUGCACCGAACACAAGGUCGACAAUCAAACCAUUAGACCACUCGUGUAUCCAACUUACAGUAAGUUUUUUAAGACGCAGGCGAGUCCAAUAUACGAAAUGGUGUAUUUGGCCCACUGUGUGUGCGGAUAUACCAUGUACUCAGUGACGGCCGGAUCGUGCGGAUUGGCAGCGAUAUUUGCCACUCACGCGUGUGGUCAGAUCGAGGUGAUCGUAUCUCGACUCGAGGAUCUUUCAUGUGGCAAAAAUUUCGAGCAAUUAUCGGACGUUGAUCAAAGAAUUGCUCUCAUUGUGAAAAGUCAUGUUCGAAUAUUAAGAUUUUCCGCCGCCGUGGAAGGAAUUCUACAGGAAGUAUGUUUACUAGAAUUCGCUAGUUCUAUAUUUACAAUGUGUUUGCCCGAAUAUUACUGCAUAGUGGAUUGGCAAGACAGCGAUGCAGUAGGGCUAACAACUUAUUUUCUGCUCUUUGUUUCAUUUUGCUUUAAUAUGUUCAUAUUAUGUUAUAUUGGAGAGCAACUCGUGGACAAGAGCAGUCAAAUUGGAACGAGAUGCUUCAUGAUACGUUGGUACCAACUGCCGGCAAAAUCAGUUCGCAGUCUAAUUUUAGUAAUUGCUAUGUCCAGUCAUCCUAUAAAGAUCAGUGCUGGCAGAAUGAUAGAUUUAUCACUAGCAACAUUCGGAAAUGUACUCAAAACAAGUCUGGCGUACUUGAGUUUUCUUCGAACAUUAGUAGUAUGA
This is a messenger RNA of Cyphomyrmex costatus, 1221 nucleotides long. Its product is annotated as odorant receptor 4-like. Gene Ontology annotation, biological process: sensory perception of smell; detection of chemical stimulus involved in sensory perception of smell. The record is from RefSeq and is a predicted model, not a curated record. Lineage: Eukaryota; Metazoa; Arthropoda; Insecta; Hymenoptera; Formicidae. The coding region runs from base 1 to 1221 and encodes 406 amino acids. The transcript is spliced from 6 exons. Gene Ontology annotation, molecular function: odorant binding; olfactory receptor activity. Gene Ontology annotation, cellular component: plasma membrane.